AUGCAUUUCAACCAUGCAUUGGACAUGACUUUCAUGCAUUCCCCAUAUGUACAAAUGAAACACGCUCAUGUCCUACGAGUUCCUCCAUCCUUCCAACCACUGAGUGAAUCUCAUCUAUUGAGAUCAAGAGCUUCAUUAGAAAAUCAACGUGUUCGAUUGACCUUUGCUUUGAAACAUCGAAACACUCAAUGGCUGACGAAAACCUUCGAACGUGUCAGCAAUCCCGACAGUGAACAGUAUGGAAAUUUCCUUUCAAUGAAACAGGUAGCCAAAUUAACAGCUCCAGAAGAAUCUCAUUCGAAAGCACUCUUUCAGUUUUUGAAUAGUAUUCCAGACGUUCGCAUCACUCACAUGUCAAAGCACAUGAAUUUUGUUACUGUGAGUAUGAGUGUGAAAUCCGUGGACACAUUCUUGAAAGCCAAGAUGACCCCAUUUAUGCAUAAAGAGACUGGACAAGUCUUUUUCCGUUCCGUUGAAGGAUUUGCUCUUCCUCUUCAUGUGGCUCCUGGAAUUCACACCGUUUUUGGAAUUCAUCACUUUCCGACCUAUAAACGAAAAUUGAAAAGAAGUAGACUGCAUUUUAAGGGCCUUUCUCAAAAUGAGACUCCAUUGACCACACCUCAAUCGAUAUGGAGGAGAUAUAACAUGACCCGAGACGACCUGAAUGUGAUCUCUUUUCCCAAAAAUAGACAAGCCAUUGCUUCCUUUUUAGGAGAAUACUAUUCACCAAAAGAUCUAGAAAUGUUCCAACGUACCUUUAACCUCUCAAGAAUGCAACCUGUCGUUCAUGGUCCUAAUGAUGCUUCAAAACCUGGAAUUGAGGCUUCCUUAGAUAUUCAAUAUAUUAUGGCAACCGGUCAGAACAUCAACACCACCAUCAACUCCAUUCCAGAUGAAGAAACUGCUGAUCCAUUCCUUGAUUGGAUAUCCUUGUUACAAUCACAAGGUGAUGAAUGUGCCUAUGUGCAUUCCAUUUCAUAUGGAGCAGUUGAAAAAUACAUUCCAGAAGAUGUGCAAAUGACUCUCGAUUAUGAAUUUCAAAAAUUAGCAAUUGCUGGAAGGACUGUACUGAUCGCGAGUGGAGACGAUGGAGCUCGAUGCAGUCAAGAUGAAACUUCAUUUGAACCAGAAUGGCCAACUUCAUCGCCCUACGUCACAAGUGGUUUUUCAAAUGCUUAUUCUCGCCCAAGUUAUCAAAACGAUGCAGUGGCUUCCUACCUCUCGCAACCACACGUUCCCUCUCAGAAAUAUUUCAAUCCUAACGGAAGAGCUUAUCCAGAUAUUUCAGCGUAUGGUGUGAAUUAUCAAGUCAUGUGCAAUGGACGUGUUGAAAAUGUCGAUGGAACAAGUGCAAGCACUCCGGUCGUGGCAGGUAUGAUUGCCCUGUUAAAUGAUUUGAGAAUACAGCGUGGAAUGAAACCAUUAGGUUUUUUGAAUUAUUGGCUCUAUAAGAAGGUGGCUGUUAAGGAAAAUUUUAAUGCAUUCUAUGAUGUGACGUUUGGAAAUAAUGCCAUGUAUCCUUGUCCUGGAUUUCCUGCAACAAAAGGAUUUGAUGUGGUGACUGGAUGGGGAACUCCAAAUUUUGAAGUGUUGAAAAAGAUUGCCUUGGAAUAG
Messenger RNA from Naegleria fowleri, 1614 nucleotides. RefSeq lists its product as uncharacterized. NCBI's taxonomy places the organism in Eukaryota, Heterolobosea, Eutetramitea, Acrasida, Naegleriidae. The coding region runs from base 1 to 1614 and encodes 537 amino acids. Gene Ontology annotation, molecular function: tripeptidyl-peptidase activity; serine-type endopeptidase activity. Gene Ontology annotation, biological process: proteolysis; central nervous system development. The record is from RefSeq and is a predicted model, not a curated record. The transcript is spliced from 4 exons.